Messenger RNA from Gongylonema pulchrum, 264 nucleotides. Lineage: Eukaryota; Metazoa; Nematoda; Chromadorea; Rhabditida; Gongylonematidae. The record is from the annotation of a GenBank genome assembly.
GAAUAUUUCAAACUGCGCGCUGCAAUGAUUGAGGAGCGGCGAAGCAAGGGUAUCAAUCCGUUCCCGCAUAAAUUCCACGUUUCAAUUGCGCUGGCCAAAUUCAUCGCGCAGUAUGAUUACCUCGAAAAAGACGUCAUCCUGGAAGAUGUGGUCCACAGUGUCGCCGGACGAAUUUUCUCAAAGCGUGAAGCGGGCGGAAAACUGAUUUUCUACGAUCUUCAUGGUGAAGGGACUCGCUUGCAAGUGCUUGCAAAUGCUCGGUGA